AUGCUUUUCUAUCUGACAACAUUGAAUCUUGCGAGAUUCUUAAAAGAGGAUCCUCCCUUUAUUGGAGAGGAUGAGAUAGAUGUGCAAACUCAGCAAGCAAUUGACGCUUGGAAGCACGCUGAAUUCCUGUGUAGGAAUUAUCUUCUGAAUGGCUUAUCAGACACUCUGUAUGGUGUGUACAGUGUGAAGAAAACAGCCAAAGAAUUGUGGAACUCUUUGGACCACAAAUAUAAGGCUGAAGAUGUUGGCGCCAAGAAAUUCUUGGUUGGUCAAUUCUUGAACUUCAAGAUGGUAGACUCCAAGAAUGUGAUAAGCCAAGUGCAAGAGCUUCAAUUAAUCAUCCACGGGAUCCAUGCUGAAGGAAUGGUUUUGAGUGAAUCAUUCCAAGUAGCUGCAAUUAUUGAGAAGCUACCCCCUGCAUGGAAAGACUUCAAGAACUAUUUGAAGCACAAGAGAAAGGAAAUGAGUGUUGAAGAUCUCAUUCUCAGACUUCGCGUUGAAGAGGAUAACCAAGGUAAUGAGAAGCGAACCUUGAAUCCUAAUGCUUCCAAGGAAAACUUGAUGGAGCAUGAUAGAGGCUCAAAGGGGAAGAAUCCUAAGCACAAGCAAGGGCCCAAGUUGGGACCGAAAGGUGGAAUUGCAAAGAAGCCAAAGUUCCAAGGGAAGUGCUUUAACUGUGGCAAGAUGGGACAUAAAUCAUCUGAGUGA
This is a messenger RNA of Humulus lupulus (European hop), 708 nucleotides long. RefSeq lists its product as uncharacterized. The record is from RefSeq and is a predicted model, not a curated record. The transcript has a single exon. NCBI's taxonomy places the organism in Eukaryota, Viridiplantae, Streptophyta, Magnoliopsida, Rosales, Cannabaceae. Gene Ontology annotation, molecular function: nucleic acid binding; zinc ion binding. Bases 1 to 708 code for a protein of 235 amino acids.